UCCCAAGAAAUAGAGGGCCCCGAUUGCGACUAGAUAACGGAUCAGCACAGUCUUUUCUGCUAAAGAUAUCAAUGGAAGAUUUCCUUCAUAAUCGUAGAUAUCUCUUUCACCCUAUAUAUGAUCUUCAUCUAUCUUACUAAUAUCUAUACCUACGCUACUUCUGCAUAAGAGAAGAUCAUUGUGAGACCCACUUUGAUCUGAUUCAGCUCUGUAUACUCUCGAGGUAAAUGGCAACCCCUGUUGAACCUCCUAAUGGAAUAAAAUCUGUUGGGAAACAUUACUAUACAAUGUGGCAAUCUUUAUUUGAGUUGGAUACUAAAUAUGUUCCAAUUAAGCCAAUUGGUAGAGGGGCUUAUGGUAUUGUGUGUUCUUCCAUUAACAAAGAAACAGAUGAAAAGGUUGCAAUUAAGAAGAUACAUAAUGUUUUUGAGAAUCGGAUUGAUGCUCUGCGAACUUUAAGGGAAUUGAAACUUCUACGGAAUCUUAGACAUGAGAAUGUAAUUUCCUUGAAAGAUGUCAUGUUGCCUGUUCAUAAGAGAACUUUCAAGGAUGUCUACUUGGUUUAUGAACUGAUGGAUACAGAUUUGCAUCAAAUUAUCAAGUCUUCUCAAUCUCUUACCAAUGAUCACUCCCAAUAUUUCCUUUUUCAGUUGCUUCGAGGACUUAAAUAUCUUCAUUCGGCGAACAUUCUCCAUCGAGACCUCAAGCCCGGGAAUCUUCUCAUCAAUGCAAAUUGUGACCUAAAGAUCUGCGAUUUCGGUCUAGCUCGAACCAGCAAUGAAAAUGGCCAAUUCAUGACCGAAUACGUAGUCACUCGCUGGUAUCGAGCCCCCGAGCUUCUCCUCUGCUGCGACAACUAUGGAACUUCAAUCGACGUUUGGUCAGUCGGAUGCAUUUUCGCAGAGCUCCUUGGUCGAAAACCAAUCUUUCCAGGAACAGAAUGUCUAAACCAGUUAAAACUGAUUGUGAAUGUACUUGGUAGCCAAAAUGAAGAUGAUCUUCAGUUUAUUGAUAAUCCAAAGGCAAGGAAGUACAUUAAGAAAUUACCUUAUUCAAUGGGGACAACAUUUUCUUGUCUAUAUCCAAAUGCUAAUCCUUUAGCAAUUGAUCUUUUGGAGAAAAUGCUUGUUUUCGAUCCAUCGAAGAGGAUUAGUGUUAGUGAAGCACUUGAACAUCCUUUUAUGUCUUCUCUUUACGAUCAAAAUAGAGAUACUAAUGCUCAGAUUCCGACUGACCUUGAUAUCGAUGAAGAUUUGAAUGAGGAAAUGAUUAGGGAGAUGAUGUGGAGAGAAAUGGUUCAUUAUCAUCCUGAAGCUGCCAUGGCAAAAAUGGAGGUAAAUUAUUGAGUUGGUUAAAAGGGUAACACUUUUUUUUUAAUGAAGUGAUCAAUGUUAUGCUUUAGAAAUAUGAAUGGAUGUUAUUUGCGGGGAAGAAUAAGGAUUAAUGGUUUGUGCCAUUUAGUUAAAAAAAACUUUUGAGAAUUAUGUUAUGAGUUCUUGCUAUCCAGAGGCUUCUGGAAGUUAUGUAUAUAUUUGUUGUUUAGAAUUCUGAAAUAAAGUCUCUUUGUAAAUUAAAUGUUGUUAAGCUA
Molecule: messenger RNA, 1588 nt
Organism: Impatiens glandulifera
Lineage: Eukaryota; Viridiplantae; Streptophyta; Magnoliopsida; Ericales; Balsaminaceae
Product: mitogen-activated protein kinase homolog NTF3-like
Exons: 3
Coding region: 228-1346 (372 amino acids)
Biological process (GO): protein phosphorylation; intracellular signal transduction
Cellular component (GO): nucleus; cytoplasm
Molecular function (GO): MAP kinase activity; ATP binding
Source: RefSeq, a predicted model, not a curated record